AUGGAGGCGCAGGGACACGAAGACCCGGGGGGCGCGCUGCGGGAACUGGCAGAAAAUCUGUUUCAGGAACUUCAAGAACAUUUUCAAGCUCUGACUGCAACAUUAAACCUCAGAAAUAUCCUUUUCCAUCUGAUAGCAAAUACUGCAGUGCUUUGA
Messenger RNA from Pipistrellus nathusii (Nathusius's pipistrelle), 156 nucleotides. The record is from the annotation of a GenBank genome assembly. Lineage: Eukaryota; Metazoa; Chordata; Mammalia; Chiroptera; Vespertilionidae.